Messenger RNA from Meleagris gallopavo (turkey), 523 nucleotides. Lineage: Eukaryota; Metazoa; Chordata; Aves; Galliformes; Phasianidae. The record is from RefSeq and is a predicted model, not a curated record.
AGCUCCACAUCACGCCCAACCCGCUCCCUGGGAAACCCACACCACUGCUUCUCUCCCCACUCAGCACCCUCUGAUCACCCAACACCCUCUCUUUCAGGUACCCUCCACCCCACAGCCAUGUCCUGCUACGACCUCUGCCGCCCCUGCAGUGGGGGACCCACCCCACUGGCUAACAGCUGCAACGAGCCCUGUGUCAGGCAGUGCCAGGACUCCCAGGUCGUCAUCCAGCCCUCCACCGUGGUGGUCACCCUGCCGGGACCCAUCCUCAGCUCCUUCCCCCAGAACACCGCCGUCGGAUCCUCCUCAUCAGCUGCCGUGGGCAGCGCCCUCAGCGCCCAGGGAGUGGCCAUCUCCUCCGGCGGCUUCGGCUUCGGAGGCCUGGGCUGCUUCAACGGCGGCAGAGCCCGCUACCCCUGCUAAGGGCCUGCGCCCACACCCUCACACCAACCACCUGCACCCUGCAAGGCGCCUCACGCACUGACCUCACGUCUCUGUGUCACCUAUGGCCCAAGGGCUCACCAGC